This is a messenger RNA of Hyphopichia burtonii NRRL Y-1933, 3165 nucleotides long. Its product is annotated as ubiquitin-ubiquitin ligase. Lineage: Eukaryota; Fungi; Ascomycota; Pichiomycetes; Serinales; Debaryomycetaceae. Gene Ontology annotation, biological process: protein polyubiquitination; ubiquitin-dependent protein catabolic process. Bases 82 to 3090 code for a protein of 1002 amino acids. The transcript is spliced from 2 exons. The record is from RefSeq and is a predicted model, not a curated record. Gene Ontology annotation, molecular function: ubiquitin protein ligase activity.
CUUAGUUGAUUGAUCAUAAUCCAGGUCUCAUCGAGUUAGGUGUUAGUGUUAUUUAUCAGCAACCGAAUCAAACUAUUGCCAAUGCUUAAUUUCACUGGUCAAACUAAUAAACGGGUGGUGAAUCUUGGAAAUCGGCGAUCCAAUACCUCAUCAAAUAGCAGGAACUAUUUGGAACAAACUCGAAUACAGAGACAGAAAAGAGAGGUGCAAAGACAACGGGAAAAGGCAGGAUUAGUAUUACAAAGUUACGUUAGAAGGUAUCUUGAGCUAAAUGAUGAAGCUCAGCGGAUACAAGAAGAAUGGAAGCGGGAUUCAAAGGAUCAAGUUGUUGAUUGGAGUAUUUGGAUUACCAAGUUUGAAUUCAUAUCUAAAUGGGCAUUUCCCAGUCAACCGAUUGAUCGGACUCGUGAAACGUUGUUUAGUCUUGACAAUUGCUUGAAUGAGUUUGUAAAUAAUUCAAUUGAUUCAAGAUUAUUUGAUAAAUUGCUUGAAACCUUGAUUAGAUGUAUCAAAAUAUUCAAUGCUAAGAAGUCUAGUGUCGAUAUGAUUGUUCUUGUAUCACGAAUUAUUAAGACCCUUAUCAAUAUUGCAUCAUCCGCAAUUUCUCCAAACGCUUAUCGUGAAUUAAUUUUGAACCUCACUUUUACUUGUAAUGAAGUUGGGGAAACAAUUACCGAUGAUGAUUUAUCAUCAAUGGUUGAUUUGAUUUAUGAAGUAAAUGUUAAGGAUUCAUACCAAAACUUUAUUAAGUUUUUAUCUAUUCCCAGUGAAAGAAUUGUUUUAUCCAAAAAUCAUCAUCGUCUUGAUAUUUUAAGAUCGGUUUUCGUUGAAUAUAAUGAUACUUUAAAUAACCUCUCUGACCACGAGAAAGCUUAUUUGUUGGUUAGGGUUCUUCGUAUCCAUGGAAGCGAUGAUAAAUUUAUUGAACAGGAUUAUUUUAUGAUUGGUAGAAUUCUUUCCACCAUUUCGUUUUCAAUCUAUAGUCAAGAUCAAAACCCCAAUGAUGAUGAAAAUGAUGAUGUAGAAGAUAAGUUAGAUGGCAAAAUUGAUAAAGUAUACCUUGAUUCAGAAUCUUAUACCGCUUUACAAAUAUUGUAUUCCUCAGUUUAUAUAAAGCAAGGUAUUCAAAUUUUCACCAAUAAUACUCAUACUUCCUUAUCAAAUUUAGUUCUUUAUUCAUUUGCCACUUUAAUCUAUUUGAUUCCUUCUUUGAAAAGUAAAUUAUGUAUGUUGGUAACCAUUACCCCGGGUUCUUAUACUUGGUUUUUCAAUGAAUUGAAGAAUGAUCCAAUUUACAAAUUUUUAGAAAAUACUUCUGAAAAUGAUGAUUAUGCUAAAGUUGAUGAUUUGAAGAAAAUUUAUUGUAAAUUACAACAUGAAAAUUCAAUCGAUAGAUUUUGGAAAACUUUGUUUACUUUUGAAGAAUUUUAUUCAUAUUGGUUGAUCGUUUCCAAUGAUUUAGAAAGUUUUGCCGAUGAUAAAUUGGUUUUGAAAGAUGUUUCUGAAUUUCUAACUUUCUUGAAAACUUUAUGUCUAACACUAAUUUUCAACAAUAUGAAUUCACAAAAAGAUUAUUUUAAAGAUUACAAUAAAUUGAAGGAUAUUUCAAUUUCAUUGUUAAAUCAGCUUUAUAUGAAAAAUUUAAGGUUAAAUUUUUUACCUGCAGAUUUUUGGAUAUUGAAAAAUUUAAAUUUUAAUAUCGAUUCUAUGAUUCAAAUAAUCGCAACUGAAGAAGAAAAGAGAAUAUCUUUAGAAAAUUUAAUGUUUUCAUCAUCUUUUAAACCUAAAAAACCUAAAUUUCUUAAUAGUUCACACGACACGUUAGCCAAGCUUGAAGUUUUGAAAAAAUUACCAUUCUUCCUUUCUUUUAAAGAUCGGGUUAGAAUAUUUCAAACCUUAAUUGAUUUAGAUCGACAGAGAACUCAAUCUAAUGAUAAUAUUUUUAAUGCAUUUAUUACUCCUAAACUUCUGGCUAAUAUCAGGAGAGAAUUUUUAUUAGAAGAUGCAUUUGAAAAUUUUCAUAAAUUGGGAUCUCAAUUUAAAAAUAAAUUAAGUGUUACAUUUUUCAAUGAGUAUGGUGGACAAGAAGCUGGUAUCGAUGGUGGAGGAAUUACUAAAGAAUUUUUAACUAGUGUUGUCUUGGAAGCUUUCAAACCUUCAAAUAAAUUCGGUCUUUUCAAAGAAACACCAAGCGAUUAUCAAUUAUAUCCCAAUGAUGAUAUUUAUAAAAAACUUUAUAAAAAAAUUGAUGUUGAUAUUCAACGAGAAAAAUUAUUCUAUUUAAAAUUUCUAGGAUCAAUUAUUGGUAAAUGUUUUUAUGAAAAUGUUUUGGUAGAUAUAUCUUUUGCACCAUUUUUUUUAAAUAAAUGGUGUAAUGUUAAUAAUUCAAUGAAAAAUUCAAUCAAUGAUUUGAAUUAUUUAGAUAAUGAAUUAUUCAAGAAUUUAAUGAAAUUAUUAUCAAUGACUUCAGAUGAAUUGAAAGAGUUAGAUUUGAAUUUUACUAUUGAAGAAAAAAUCGAUGGGUUAGAUUAUAAAUUUGAUUUACUACCCCCAAAUGGUGAAACUACAUUAGUAAACACAUCAAAUGAAUUAAACUAUAUUCAUCAAGUAUCCAAUUUUAAAUUGAAUCAAUCAUUACAUAUUCAAAGUAAAUUUUUCCUUGAUGGGUUAUUUGAAAUAAUCAAUGCAAAUUGGUUAAGUAUGUUUGAUUCUUUUGAAUUACAAAUGUUAAUAUCCGGAGGUGAAAAUGAUAUAAAUAUCCAAGAUUGGAAAGAAAAUGUUGAAUAUGGUGGUUUCUUUGAUGAUGACAUUACUAUCAUAAACUUCUGGCAAGUGGUUAGUGAAAUGAGUCCUCAAGAAAGAUUCAAAUUAAUUAAAUUUGUCACUUCAGUUUCACGAGCCCCGCUUCUAGGUUUUGGAGCUCUAUCUCCCAAAUUUGGUAUUAGAAACAGUGGUAGAUCAAUUGAAAGAUUACCGACUGCAUCCACUUGUGUAAACCUUUUAAAAUUGCCUGACUACCAAGACAAAGAAUUAAUUAGAACUAAAUUACUAUAUGCGAUCAAUACAGAUUCCAGGUUUGACUUGUCGUGAUACGUCCGAUCGCUUUUGCAUCUUAUAUACAUAUAUAUACAUAUACAUAGUAUCUUUUUGAAUUUUUUUUUUUUU